Messenger RNA from Adineta ricciae, 603 nucleotides. NCBI's taxonomy places the organism in Eukaryota, Metazoa, Rotifera, Eurotatoria, Adinetida, Adinetidae. The record is from the annotation of a GenBank genome assembly.
AUGGCGCAACCAUGGUGUGUUACUGGUUUACACUCUCGAGAUAUUGCAAAAUACAAAACUGAAUUAGAUAACAACACUGCUUGGUUAGGAUUCACAAAAGAAUCGUUUGAUAUUAGUUAUACUGUAACAAGAGGUAUACAAGACAAGGAUAUGCCCGCUAUCAUUCAAAAAACAGAUGAACUCGUACUCAAAGACGUGCUAAAAGAAGUUAUGCUGAUUGGUGAUGGCGAAAUAAAAAUUAAUCAAAGUGAUGUGUUUCAAAAUGGUCAAUAUAGGAAAUACUUGGUAUUUUAUUAUCGCCGCUCUGAUAAUCUCUACGAUCUCGUCCGUGUUUAUGCCACUCAAAAAGUCGAGAUUAAAACAGCUAAGUUAAUUACAUUGGGACUUGCCAGUGCAGUUAGCGGUGCAAUAGCUGGUGCGUUGAUAGCUGGUCCGCUUGGUGCAGCUGUUGGUGGCGUUGCUGGAGCAGGAGCAAAUACUCUAAAAGCAACUUAUGACUAUACAACAGUAUCAAAUGUACUUUCUGGUUAUAUGUUGGGUGAACUUCAACGAUCUAAUGUUGUAAAGAUCACUAAGGAUAAUACUGUCGAAAUGGUUGUGUGA